ACGACGCCAGAGCCGGAAAUGACGACAUGGGUGAAGCCUUUUGGGCGGGGUCUGGACCCGUCAGCUCCAAAGGCUGCGACUUCACAUCGGAAACAAAACAGCGGCUGCUGGUAAAGGAACCUCAGCUGUGAGCGGUCGGCGUCUGCGAGGAAGGAGUAGACCUAAUCCGGGAGCCUUCAAGUGACAGCAGCCUGCAAGGUCCUUAGAAAGCUUGGCCUGGACGGGGACACAUGAAAGAAAGAACUCUAAGAGGCUUUGUUUUCUGUGAAAAGAUAUUUCUGUAUAGUUGCUCCAAUGACAGAGUUACCUGCACCCUUGUCCUACUUCCAGAAUGCACAGAUGUCCGAGGACAACCACCUGAGUAAUACUGCACAUAGCCAGAAUGACAGUAGAGAGCGGCGUGAGCACAGCAGCGAAAGGCGGAGGCGUGGCAACCCUGAGCCAUUAUCUAAUGGCGGACCCCAGGGUAACGCACUGCAGGUGGUGGAGCAGGAUGAUGAAGAGGAUGAGGAGCUGACACUGAAAUAUGGCGCCAAACAUGUUAUCAUGCUCUUUGUCCCCGUGACUCUCUGUAUGGUGGUAGUGGUGGCUACAAUCAAAUCAGUCAGCUUUUAUACCCGAAAGGAUGGGCAGCUAAUCUAUACCCCAUUCACAGAAGACACCGAGACUGUGGGCCAGAGAGCCCUGCACUCCAUUCUGAAUGCUGCUAUCAUGAUCAGCGUCAUUGUUGUUAUGACUAUUCUCCUGGUCGCUCUAUAUAAAUACAGGUGCUAUAAGGUCAUCCAUGCCUGGCUUAUUAUUUCAUCUCUGUUAUUGCUGUUCUUUUUUUCAUUCAUUUAUUUGGGGGAAGUGUUUAAAACCUAUAAUGUUGCCAUGGAUUACAUCACUGUUGCCCUCCUGAUCUGGAAUUUUGGUGUGGUGGGAAUGAUUGCCAUUCAUUGGAAAGGCCCACUGCGACUCCAGCAGGCAUAUCUCAUUAUGAUCAGUGCCCUCAUGGCCUUGGUAUUUAUCAAGUACCUCCCAGAAUGGACUGCGUGGCUCAUCUUGGCUGUGAUUUCAGUAUAUGAUUUAGUGGCUGUUUUAUGUCCAAAAGGCCCACUUCGUAUGCUGGUUGAGACAGCUCAAGAGAGAAAUGAAACACUCUUUCCGGCUCUCAUUUACUCCUCAACAAUGGUGUGGUUGGUGAAUAUGGCAAAAGGAGACCCAGAAGCCCAAAGGAAGGUAUCCAAAAGCUCCAAUUAUAAUGCACAAAGCACAGGGAAUGAAGCACAAAACUCUGUGACAGAGAAUGAUGAUGGUGGCUUCACCGAAGAGUGGGAAGCCCAGAGGGACAAUCGCCUAGGACCUCAUCGCUCUACGGCUGAAUCACGGACUGCUGUACAGGAACUUUCUAGCAGCAUCCUAACCAGUGAAGACCCAGAGGAAAGGGGAGUAAAACUUGGACUAGGAGAUUUCAUUUUCUACAGUGUUCUGGUUGGUAAAGCUUCCGCAACAGCCAGUGGAGACUGGAACACAACCAUAGCCUGUUUUGUAGCCAUAUUAAUUGGUUUGUGCCUUACAUUAUUACUUCUCGCCAUUUUCAAGAAAGCAUUGCCAGCUCUUCCAAUCUCUAUCACGUUUGGGCUUGUUUUCUAUUUUGCCACAGAUUAUCUUGUGCAGCCCUUUAUGGACCAAUUAGCAUUCCAUCAAUUUUAUAUCUAGCAUAUUUGCAAUUAGAAUCCCAUGGAUUUUUCUCCUUUGACUAUAAUAACAUCUGGGAAGGACAAAGGUGAUUUUCCUGUGUCCACAUCUAACAAAGUCAAGAUUCCUGGCUGGACUUUUCAUGGCUUCCUUCCAAGUCUUCCUGACCACCUGCACUAUUGGGCAUUGGAAGGAAGUGUCUACAGAAAAUGGUUUUGAACAUACAUCAUCGUGGUGGACUGAAUCCCUCGGUACAAAAACUAUCAGAUUUGAGUGACAAGGACAAGGAAAAGUGAUGGAUCACAAGCAGUUUGACCCGUGGUCACGGGUGGAUUUUACCAACACUGCAGACUCUCAGGACUGCCAUUACCAAGGGGUUAGAUAAAGUGGUUGAAACCAAACAGGACUCGACAUCUUAAACAACAUGUUGAAAAUCAACGUAAUAAGUCUGUGUUAAAUUCUAAAUCUUUUCGGGAGGUACUUGUAAGGGCGCCAGCAACAAAGCGGAAAGGUGGAAAGAGGCUCAGACUUUCACUUUUAGACUAUUUUGCUGCAGACUUAUCAUUUUUAAGUAAGACCUUUUUUCACCUUGAGUCAGUUCACAUGUAUAAGUUAAUUUUGACAUUUUCGUUCUCAAGCACUGAGGCUCAUUCCCAUCUGUGGUCGCUGUUCCUCCCCAAGGCCAGUCUGAGUUCAUUUGAGGUUGCUUUGUCUUAAAAGUCUUAACCUCAGGUUCCAAAUUCAGUAAUUUCUGGAAAUAAUGGAACUAUAGCUCAAUGAUUCCUUAUUACCCUUAGGUAAAUUCUGGAUUUACCACCAAAUUCCUAAAUUUUAAACACACUGUGGGUUCACUUACCCCAAUGCCUCCUUUGUUCCCCAUCUCUCCCUUCACUCCCCCAUAAGCAAUGCCCUUAUAUGGCAAAUAAGACAGCUCUGUUGUGGUAGCAGAUGGUCCAGUUAUUCUAGGAUUUUACUCUGUGUGGUGCAAAGAACGUGUUAUGAAUCAGUGCUGUCAGCCUGACUGUCAUUAAUUUCUUCAAUAGCAAAUCCAAUGUGUGCCCAGAGACAGUAGCAUUAAAGAAGAGUAAAAUGGCUGGUGAAGCACUUUCUGUCCUAGUUUUUCUUUUUUUACUACAACCCAUUGUCUCUGACCAUAGGUCAGAAAUUGAACCAGUAGCCAAAAGCUGGUAGUUUAUAAAGUGUAUGAAUCACUUGUAUCAGUACAAAGCAAGAGUUUGGAGAAAGCUAUUGAGCUGUGGGAGGGUCCAGGGUUCGGGGAGAACUGGCUGGCAAGAGAACGGGCCUCCAACAGCCGGUGGGACAAGACGAGCUGAAGUCCUGCAGGGGGGUGUUAAGGGGGAUAUCCAAGUUAUUCCUCAGGAAGCUCUUAAUGAUGGUUUGUGGUUUCCCUUCAGCAUCACCUUUCAUGUCAGUGAACCUUCGAAGAUGUGAAUUGGGCAGUGGAGCUCAGGCCCUGGGCAGUUGAGUUGGACAGUGCUCUGAAUCAGAGCCAUCAGCCCGUGGGCACAUAAUACCUCUAAAUGAAGUUUUGCCAGGGCACACUGUUCUUUGCCACAGAACCCUUAGCCAUGCUGCUUGUAAGAGUUUGUGAGGGACUUAGUUUCCCCCUGUGGCUGAAGAAAGACCAGCUUUUCCUCCUCCUGCUUUCUCUCAGCCUGUCAUAUGAUCUGGUUUGGGGUUGGAGUUUAGAAUAUUUGUUUUCUGUCAUGGAAUAUUUCUUAGAAACUAACUUUAGGAGUAGCGCACUGGUCCUAACCUGAGUGGACGUGAAAACUGGCUCGUAUCAGAUAGCCGAGAACUAGGAACAUAAGAGCUGUGCAGAGAAGGAGUGGGCCUUAGGGUAGUGGAUUCUCCCAUCUCUGUUUUUUUCCUUCAGCCUCUUUUUCCAAGAUUCUCUUUUUCUCCUCAGCAUGUGGCAGUGUGUUAUCUUCUAGAAAGACAUAUGAUUCAUUAGCUACAGCAAAGCCACCUGAACACCAAUAUGUGAUUUGAAGCAGUCUUGAGGGAGCCCUGAUCUAGAGUAGUUUACUUGUGUGAGGGUCCCAGAUAUGCUGUACCUUUCAUGAAAGGCUCAUCACAGAAAGGGUGUGUAUGUGUGUGUGUUUAAAUCCACCCUAUGUAUUAUUGUCCCAUGUAGAAAGAUUGCGACAGAUCUGUCACUUUACAAGAUGGAGCCACAUGUGAGCAUAGACACAUUUUUUUAAAUCACCAGUCUGAGGUAGAACUUUUUCUUCAAAUCUUUUAGGAAUUCAUUCAGUUGUUUCUGAAGUAUCAAAAUGCUAGUCUUCCACCAUGAAAAAUCGAUUGUCACCAGAGUAAUUCGUAGCAGUUUCACUGAGAAUGUGCCCUCACGUGGACAGCGGGGUGGCUGUGGAGCCGGGAAACAUAAAUGAUAAAGCAUGACCAGCCAAGCCAAUCUGCUCAAUAAAAAGAAGGAAAAACAGUAGGAAAAAUGACCGCUGAUAUCUGGAUCGGACUGGCCUGCAAAAUAAAGUGUUUAUAUACAGAAUGUUGCUACAAACUAGCCUAUGGAAGUACCAACUAUAUUUGGAAGAUUUGUAUUUUUUCCAAAGAGGAAGUGCUCACUUCCCUGGUUUUGAUUCUCACUAGGUUAGUGUGUGGUCUUGGGAUCACAGCUCUCACUAUAAAAGAGUAAAUUUCUCGAUCAGAAAAAAAAAUAGCUUUCUAAACAAUCUGAAAGGAAACAUUCAUUUCAGGAAUGUGAGGAAAUUAUUGAUUUCACUACAGAAGCAACAACUAAAGAGGUGAUAUUUUUACUUUUAUACUCCUGAUCCCCCUUUUUUUUAAGUUUCCCUUGGUUUUUAAAAAACUCUCCUUCUAUAACAGAUGUUUGAAAAAAAUAAUAUGUUGAGUACUUGUCCUUUAUUUGGCCUCUUCUCUUAUAUGAUGUCUGAUCAUAAUUUGUAGAAUGCGAAACAGAAGUUAAGCUGCCCCAUAACAUCCUCCAGGGUCAGACAUCUCGAGGAAGCCUUUGAUCCUGACCCCCAGUGCUCAGCCUUGCAGGAUUCCCCAGUCACAAUCUAGGCCUGGAAGAAAAAGUUCAAAAACCACUGUGAAAAGAUUUGUUCAAUGUCCUCAUUGGUGCUGGAGUCUAAAGAUGCAAAGAUAAAUAAGAUCUGUCCUCAGAAUGCAGCUGCAGCCUCCUGUUCUCCAGUAUAUGCCAUCUCUAAUUCCUCUAAAAUACCGGGUACGUGUCAAUAACCCCUUUCAGUUAGCAUUAUUGAGGACUUAUAAAAUUGAUGUUACAAAAGUGACUUGAUUCUUCCUAAAACACAUCCUUUUAGUAAAGUACUCCUUUUUCUGUAAAUUUGCUUUGGGUAUUCUAUAAAGAACGAUUGGCCUUUCGUUCUCCUUACCUCCAAGGGUAUACUGAAUGCUGAGUUUGGGAAGAGACUUGAAAAGUGGACGUUUGGUUUUGCCUUGGGAUGAAGGGAUAUCACCAUCAUAAGUGUGAGCCCAGAAGCAAUCCUUAUGAUCUCGCCUCUUUUUAAAUUCCCAAAACAUAAGAGAUUCAAAACAGUUGUUUCAGAUCUUCACAACCCUUGUCGAAAUUGCUGUAUACCAACAAGGCUGUACUCAUGUUCAUGUCCCAAAUCAUCUGGAUGGCAUCAUCUGAACAGUGCUCCCCUCUAGUAGGAAACACCUCAGAUUUGUGUAUUAAAAAUCAGCCUGGAGCUGCAAUGAACCCAGGUCCUUCUUGAAUGUCGAAGCUGUUUCCCACGGCCGCAGGCAGCUGCAAAAUUGUCCUGAGGAAGUAGUUGGGUCCUCCUGGGCCCCAGAAUAUGGUGUUAGCACUUCAGUCUGGUCUGUGCAGUGGGAAAGGUUUCUCAGAAAGCAAUUUUCCUUUUAAAAUAAAUAUUUGUUGUAACAGGGCAGCUUCAACUCUACCGGAGUAGCAAGUUCAGGAUUGUCUUGUUUCCUGUGUGAUUGGUAGGGCUGGGAUGUGAGUUCAGUGAGAUCAUUUACUCUCACAUGUUUAUUGUCUGGCUUUUGCUUUUUACAGACACUGCUUUGUACAUGAUUCAAACCGACUGUGAAUACAUCUUUUUAAAAUACCUUUCAAAUUCUUGGUAGGAUAUUAUUUUGAUAGAUGAUUACAGAUUUUCUUGUGUUUGUCAAGUGAAUAAAGCCGGCAUGAAUCCA
Pteropus alecto (black flying fox) is the source of this 5865-nucleotide messenger RNA. RefSeq names its product presenilin 1 (gene PSEN1). The record is from RefSeq and is a predicted model, not a curated record. The transcript is spliced from 12 exons. Gene Ontology annotation, cellular component: ciliary rootlet; dendritic shaft; growth cone. The coding region runs from base 295 to 1701 and encodes 468 amino acids. Gene Ontology annotation, biological process: smooth endoplasmic reticulum calcium ion homeostasis; amyloid precursor protein catabolic process; negative regulation of apoptotic process. Gene Ontology annotation, molecular function: beta-catenin binding; aspartic endopeptidase activity, intramembrane cleaving; cadherin binding. NCBI's taxonomy places the organism in Eukaryota, Metazoa, Chordata, Mammalia, Chiroptera, Pteropodidae.